GAGAGAGGCUGCCUUUGCCUUGCCUGCGGUGUGUCCACGCCGAGUCCAUCGGAGCCAUGGGUGCCACUCAGCGGGCAGCCCUUUUGCUGGUGCUGCUUGGCCUGGUGGCGCCGGCAAGAGGUGGGUGCCCCGAAGCCUGCCGCUGCUCCUUCACCAGCCUGCACUGCCUGGAGCCCAACCGUGUGGCCAGCAUCCCUGCACUGGGCCUGCAGGACAGCGAGAACGUCACCGACAUCUAUAUUGAAAACCAAGCCAAUCUGAGAAACAUUACAGACUUCGAUUUCCCCACCUAUCGAGAACUGAAGAACUUAACUAUCACUUUCUGUGGACUGGUCCACAUCUCUGCGAAGGCCUUCCAGUAUAACCUCAAGCUCCAGUACGUUAACUUGGCUUCCAACUUUCUGGAAUUUGUCAGCUGGAGAGUGUUCCAUUCUCUUCCUCUAAUGACCCUGAUUCUGAAAGACAACAGCUUGUCCUGCUCCUGUGACAUUCACUGGCUACAGCAGUGGCAGCAGACUGGGCUCGGGGACCUCCUUCAUCAGUCGCUGCACUGCCACGCGAACGGAACCAUCUACCCGCUGGAGGAUGUGGUGAUGGAGAACUGCAGCAUGCCUGAGGUUUCUAUCAUCCCCUCCCACCACACAGUUCGGGAAGGGAGCAACUUGACCUUUGUUUGCCAGGUGAAAGGUGACCCCAUGCCUUCGGUGAGCUGGAUAACGGAGGACCUGCAGUCUCAUUACACCCUCCAGGAGCGAAUCUGGGGGAUGACACUGGAGCUUGUUCUCAAUCUAUAUAAUGUCUCCUCCCUGGACAACCUACACAAUUUGACCUGUGAGGCUGAGAACAGAGCUGGUCCGGGGGAAGACAUGGUGAUGCUGGACAUCCAGUUCCCAGUCAGGAUCCUAUGGCUGAGAGAUGCAGAAGCUCAGCAUCACUGGUGCUUCCCCUUCGCAGUGGAUGGCAACCCUCCCCCCACCAUCCGUUGGCUUUACAAUGGCUCUGAGCUGAUCGAGUCCGAAUUCACCUACACUCAGCUCAUUCUGGACAGAGAUGAUGGCUCCGUGCAACAUGGCUGUCUCUUCCUCAACAAGCCCACCCAUCUCAACAAUGGCCACUACACCCUUAUUGUGGACAAUGGCCUGGGUAGGGACCAGGCUACCGCCACUGGAAUUUUCAUGGACAGCCCCUUUGGUGAUCUUGAUCCGGAGGGUAUCAUACCCAGUGAGUAUGACAAGUGAACUCCCACCAAUAAAUCCAAUACAGAUGUCACAGAGAAUCUGGAGAACAGGGUUUUUGGUGUGUCAGUGGCUGUGGGUCUCGCUGUGUUCGCAUGCACCUUCCUUCUUAUUAUGGUCCUGGUCAUCAACAAGUGUGGCCAACGCUCUAAGUUUGGCAUCCACCGGGCAUCUGUCCUGGGCACUGAGGAUGACCUUGCAGUCUCACUCCGUUUCAUGAAUUUUGGGGCCAGCACUCCAACUUCAGACAAGAGCACCUUAGAAUCUGGGCUGUCCAGCUUUGUGGAGAACCCCCAGUACUUCAGUGGCAUCUUCAAGGACAAGGAUAUGUGUGUGCAGCAUAUUAAGCGCCAAGACAUUGUAUUGAAGUGGGAGCUGGGGGAGGGCGCCUUUGGCAAGGUCUAUCUGGCAGAGUGUGCCAAGCUAAGUCCCGACACCGACAAGAUGCUUGUGGCCAUUAAGACCCUGAAGGAUGCCACCGAAUCCACGCGACAGGACUUCCAACGUGAGGCCGAGCUGCUGACUGUUCUCCAGCACGAGCACAUUGUGCGCUUCUAUGGAGUUUGCACUGACGGCGAGCCCCUGGCCAUGGUCUUUGAGUACAUGAGGCAUGGAGACCUCAACCGCUUCCUCAGGGCUCAUGGUCCUGAUGCUCGGAUGCUGGAGGAGGUGAAGAUACCCCCCAUGGGGCAGCUGACCCUUCCACAGAUGCUCCACAUUGCAGCCCAGAUUGCGUCCGGGAUGGUCUACCUGGCGUCCCUGCACUUUGUCCACAGGGAUCUGGCUACUCGAAACUGCCUUGUUGGAGAGGGCCUGGUUGUGAAGAUUGGGGACUUCGGAAUGUCCCGGGACAUCUACAGUACAGACUAUUACAGGGUUGGUGGACGAACCAUGCUGCCCAUUCGCUGGAUGCCUCCUGAGAGCAUCAUGUACAGGAAGUUCACCACAGAAAGUGACAUCUGGAGCUUUGGUGUGGUCCUUUGGGAGAUCUUCACCUUUGGAAAGCAGCCUUGGUAUCAGCUCUCCAACAGCGAGGCGAUAGAGUGUAUCACGCAGGGCCGAGAGCUAGAGAGACCCCGCACGUGUCCCAAGGAGGUGUAUAUUCUCAUGCAGGCCUGCUGGCAGAGGGAGCCCCAACAGAGAAUGGUCAUGAAAGACAUCCACAGUCGCUUGGUCACACUAGUCAAGAACCCACCAGUCUACCUGGACAUCUUGGAAUAG
This is a messenger RNA of Scleropages formosus (Asian bonytongue), 2456 nucleotides long. It is a transcript of the gene ntrk1, whose product is annotated as neurotrophic tyrosine kinase, receptor, type 1. Gene Ontology annotation, molecular function: neurotrophin receptor activity; transmembrane receptor protein tyrosine kinase activity; ATP binding. The transcript has 16 exons. Gene Ontology annotation, cellular component: plasma membrane; signaling receptor complex; axon. The record is from RefSeq and is a predicted model, not a curated record. Lineage: Eukaryota; Metazoa; Chordata; Actinopteri; Osteoglossiformes; Osteoglossidae. Gene Ontology annotation, biological process: protein phosphorylation; positive regulation of phosphatidylinositol 3-kinase/protein kinase B signal transduction; multicellular organism development.